This is a messenger RNA of Umbelopsis ramanniana AG, 925 nucleotides long. RefSeq lists its product as uncharacterized. The transcript has 6 exons. The annotation marks the transcript as partial. The record is from RefSeq and is a predicted model, not a curated record. NCBI's taxonomy places the organism in Eukaryota, Fungi, Mucoromycota, Umbelopsidomycetes, Umbelopsidales, Umbelopsidaceae.
CAUGACAAUGGCAACCACAUCAGACCUAGGAUUGACCAAAGAGCAACUUGAGAAGUUUGAUAACGACGGCUACCUCAUUAUACCCGAUUUCUUUACCAAAGAUCAAGCACAUAAGCUCAAGUCAAGAGCCGAUGAUUUGUUACAGAACUUCAGUCUUGAUGGUCACCCGUUGACUAGGUUCUCCACUGGUAGUACCGAAGAUAAGAAACAUAUUGGGGACAAUUAUUUUUUGGAUAGUGGGGACAAAAUUCGAUUCUUCUUUGAGGAGGGUGCAUUCGAUGAUAAUGGCGACCUCAAAUACCCUAAAUCUCGGGCCAUUAAUAAAAUUGGCCAUGCUCUACACGAAUUAGACCCGGCUUUCAAAGAAUUCUCCAUCACACCAGGCAUGUCGGCAAUUGCUCAUAGUCUAGGCUUUGAGAAACCUCAGGUUCUUCAGUCAAUGCUGAUCUUUAAACAGCCUUAUAUUGGAGGAACCGUUCCAAUUCACCAAGAUUCUACUUUCCUCUAUACUGAACCUGUGUCUGCUGUUGGUUUCUGGUAUGCACUCGAAGAUUGCACUGUAGAGAACGGUUGUCUUUACUUUAUCCCGGGGUCACAUAAGACAACUCCAAUAGAUCGUCGCUUCGUUCGCGCUCCUCAAGGUGGUGUCACUUUUGUUGGUGAAGGGGAGCUCAAGGUGGAUGAGACCAAAUUUGUGAAGGCUGAAGUGAAGGCUGGCACUCUUGUAUUGAUCCACGGUUCAAUUGUCCACAAAUCUGAGAACAACUCGUCCCCCAAUUCUCGUUACAUUUAUACCUUCCACGUGAUUGAAGGCAAUAACAACUACCCUAAAGAUAACUGGUUACAACCCAGCGAUGCCAUGCCUUUCACCUGUCUAUAAGCCAAAUCCAAUGGCAACGUAUAUAGGAUACAAUAGUAAAUUUGG